Mauremys reevesii (Reeves's turtle) is the source of this 1675-nucleotide messenger RNA. RefSeq names its product hepatocyte cell adhesion molecule-like. The record is from RefSeq and is a predicted model, not a curated record. The transcript is spliced from 6 exons. NCBI's taxonomy places the organism in Eukaryota, Metazoa, Chordata, Testudines, Geoemydidae. Bases 174 to 905 code for a protein of 243 amino acids.
CUGGAGAGAAUGUUUGCUUCAGAAAAUAUUAAGAGACCCUGAGAGCGUCAGUAACUUCCUUCCUGGCUGAGAUGAUAUUUCAAAGACGUUCACUUGGACUAUGAGGUCAGUAACGAGGGGCUCUCCUCCUGCACAUUCUCUGCUGCAGCCACAUAUACUGAUUCUGAAGAGACAUGAAGUCACGCAGGGGCUGCUGGUCUAUCCUGCUGUUCCUCAGUUUCUCCUAUGCUCUUCUCAUUGACAUUCCUCAGGAGUCAGUCAAAGGAACUGUCGGUCAUUCUGUCCUCCUGUCCAUCUCCUAUAGACUCCAGGGGCCAUUUUCCUCUCCUCUGUCCAUUCAGUGGAAUUUCAGUAACUACCCUAAUCCACUCACCAUGUACACAGUGACUAACUGCUCUGUCAGUGCGGAGGGGAUUCCCACCCGCUGCUCUGGACAUAAUUUUAUAAAUCCUGCAUACCAAGGCCGGACUGUAUUUUUCCCUGAAAAUGCUUCUCUGCUCCUUCAGAACCUGCAGCUCAGCGAUAGCGGAGUCUACAGUGUCACCUUCAAAGUACCACAGCAAACCAGACACAUCACAUUAACUGUAUCUGAACCUCAUUUCAACCAUGGAAAUGCAGAGGGUGGAACAGGAAACAAAAUGAAUUCACCUCUUGUCCUUCUCCUUGGACUCUUGAUCACCGGAGGCUUAAGUUUUCUCCUGCUCCUCCUGUUGCUGUUCUUCUUCUGCAGAGGGCACAAGGGUGCAGUUCAGCAGAAGAGGACAAGAAUCAUAAAGCAACAAGAAGAGGUCCCAAAUCAUGAGGAUUCUCACAUGGAAAGUUCGUUACCAAUGACGGUAUCAACAAUUUAUGCAAGGAUUGGAGAAGACGCUGGGCAGAGGCAGUGCAGAUCAGUCACAGACUGAUUAUGUCUCUAUAAACUUCUCUUAACAGCAGCUGUAACCUCAACAUGCAGAGCUGGUUUUAGGCAUGAUCAGCACAUGUAGUUACUGUGGGAGCCACACAGUUCAAGAGCUCUGCUGUAAAUAACCAAAUUAUCCUAUUUAAUGGGAACAAGACAGAAAUGUCAGUAUUGUUUAGAUGGAUUUUCCAGACUUCCCAACUCUUCAGAAGAGUGUAUUUGUAUUUUACACAUAUAAAUGGAUGAUGGAUUAAAACAUAAGGGUCUUUGUGAACUCAGGACUCAUCUGUUUUAGGUGCAGCUUGAGGCACUGAAAUGUGUAGAGUAUCAUUAUUGUCUCUUUGUAUUGGGGUAGAGCCUGGAGGCCUGAGUCAGGGAUCAGGAUACCAUUGUGCCAAGCAGUGUACACACACAACAUAAAGAUUGUUCCUGCCUCAAAGCAUGUGGGACAUCUUAAGCACUAGUAUGUGUUCCAUUGACAUGUACCCUGUGUGCCCCUGCUCCACUAGCUCUCUGGUACAUAUUAUAUGUCGUUUGUGUAGCAUUUGGUGCCAUCAAGUGGUAUCCAGAAUAAGAAACUUACAGUACAUUGUUGUAGGCUCUGCUGUUGUCUGUGUGCUCCAUGAAGAUCCUGGAAUGAGCUGCUAUUUAUUUAUUCUAAAGUAAUUUUGAAAACACGGCGUGAAGAUGAAAGGAAUUGGGCGAGUGGGGUGUGGAAUUGCUACUUAUCUGGGGAAGGAAGGAUCUUCCUUUUGCAACUGUUUACAUUUUUCA